Molecule: messenger RNA, 414 nt
Organism: Paralichthys olivaceus (Japanese flounder)
Lineage: Eukaryota; Metazoa; Chordata; Actinopteri; Pleuronectiformes; Paralichthyidae
Source: RefSeq, a predicted model, not a curated record
GGCUUUGCUAAAGUCAAGCUGGGUCGACACCUCCUGACUGGAGAGAAGGUUGCCAUCAAAAUCAUGAAUAAGAAAGAUUUGGGGGAUGAUCUGCCGCGUGUGAAGGUGGAGAUUGAGGCCAUGAAGAACCUGAGUCACCAGCAUGUGUGUCGUCUUUACCAGGUCAUAGAGACUUCUACACAGAUCUUCAUGGUGCUGGAGUACUGCCCAGGUGGAGAAUUGUUUGAUUACAUCAUAGCAAAGGACCGUCUGACAGAGGAGGAGACCAGGGUGUUCUUCAGACAGAUAGUGUCAGCGAUGGCUUACGUCCAUAGUCAGGGAUAUGCACACCGAGAUCUCAAACCGGAAAACUUGUUGAUUGAUGAAAACCACAAUUUGAAGCUCAUAGACUUUGGUCUUUGUGCCAAACCUAAG